Molecule: messenger RNA, 2028 nt
Organism: Stegodyphus dumicola
Lineage: Eukaryota; Metazoa; Arthropoda; Arachnida; Araneae; Eresidae
Product: trichohyalin-like
Source: RefSeq, a predicted model, not a curated record
AUGGAAAAUUCUGCCCAAAAUAUGACAGACAAUACCCUUUCUCAUGAGAAUAUUUUAAAAGUAGCAGAUGCAUUAGCAACAGAUGCUGCAUCAGAGACUGCUAAUCGAAGUUCGGAAAUGAUGUUGGAAAGAGAUCAGUUACGAACUCUUGAGGAUAAAAGCACUAUAUUGAAAAGCAUCCAUCAAGAGGAUGGCCAUUCGAGGUACUUGAUCAAGAACAAUAUCACAUCUAAGAAUAAUCAAGAUGAAAGCAGUCUAUGUGAAUCUGCACUAGAAGAUAACUGCACACCAGUUAGUAAGCUAGAAGAAAAUUAUUCAUCAAGGACUACAAAAGAGCUCAACGAUAAUAGUCCAUCAGAAAUUCUGAAAAAAGAAUUUAAAUCACCAGGAAAUAUCUCGAAUGAUAAAAUUACAUCUAAUAUCAUGCCAAUUCAUGAAGACCUAUCAGGUACCAUGGGGAAAGAUGCUACAUCAGGAACUGACACACAAGAUAAUGGCGGAUCAGAGGCCAUUAUGGAAAAACUUGCAAAGGAUCAAAAAGACAGUCAAUGCCUCCAAGACGGUAAAGUAAAACUGUUGAAGAAAACAUUUACUCAAGAUAUAAUUGCAUGUUCCGUUGUGUCAGAAGAUGACACUUUAAUUCGAGAAGAAAAGGAUCCAGAAGGAAACCCUAAGGACACACUGGAUACCAAAAUAGCUAACUUGGAAACGGAAUUAAAGCAGGUAAAUGAUUAUUACGAGAAGUUGUCAAAAAAGGUGAACAUCGCGAAGUCCAAAUAUGAGAAGGAAAGGGAAGACUGUGAAGACAUUACAAACGUAGCAAAAAGAAAUGUUGAAAACCAAGUAUCCAAAAUUUUAGAUUUGCUGCGAAAAAAAAGAGAACUGAAUCAUAAAAUAGAUAAUCAGGAAGAAAAGAACAAAAAAGAAGAAGAAGAAACAAGAACUAGGUUGUUUCUCGAAGAAGAAAAAUUAAGAAGAAAUGUGGUUAUAUUACAAAAUGAAAAAUUUGAAAGGGAUCAGCUAUUAAAGAAGAUACAGGUGCUUGAAGAAGAACUCGCUUCUAAAGAAAGACAAUUUGAUGAAGCUCUAAAACAAAAGCGUGAAGAAAUUCUCUACAAGUAUGAAAGCCUUCUUUCAGCACUCAGCCAACACACAGAGGUAGUGUCUGAACAUGCCGUUCAGCUUUCCCAAGCACAGCAAAUCGCAGCUCUAAAAGAUAGACAGCAGUUAAUACUCGACACACAAUCCAAGUAUAAAGCAUCUUCUCGCCUGAUGUUACGAAUACUCGAUCAAAAUAAGCAAAUGAAAAUGCGAGCAAAGAAUAUGAAACUGGAUCUGGAUGUCAUUUCUUCACUGGCUGAGAUUCUGGCUGCCAAAUCUGAAAAGACGAAAAAAAAAUUGAUUUCUUCACUUGAAUUCUGUAAGAAGAGAAACGAACAAAAAGCGCAAUUGGACCAUAAAGACGAUAUGAAUGAAAAAAGACAGGAAUUAGAAAAAUUAAGAAAUAGAUAUUUUCGAGCCAAAGAUUAUGCAAGAGAACUAGAAGAAGUUCUGGCGGAUCAGGAGAAUUAUAAAAUGUUACUUCAAGAAGAAAAAGAAAAACGAAAUACUUUGCAAGAAAAAUUUUCAUGUAUUGCAAACGCAGCUGAAUUUGUAGCAAAGCAAAAGAGCUUGGAAUUCAUCGGUUUAGAGGAUCCCAAAGAGCGUAGUGACUUCUUUCAAGACUUGUCAGCAAUUUUGCUUGAAGAAGAUGACGAAAAUCAUGAUCAGUUUUUAAAAGAAAGUUUUGCAGUUAAUAAGGACCAUAAGCACGACGACGUGUUUUUUUACAAAAAAGGAUGUCUAGGGUUGGUUGACAAAGUUCGUCCUUUAAGUUCGAUGAGAAGUAGGAAAGAUUCUUUGUACCCGGGAAAAACAAAAGCUAAAGAUUUAACAGCAAGAAAAAUGGAUCUAAUCGAAAAGAAAAUACUAAGUGAUGUGGGACUUCUGGGAAAAUAUGGAUCAAAAAAGAAUAUUCCAAGAUCUUAG